AUAUGCGAAUACGCAGCGGAUGGUGCAGCAGCAGCCAGCAGCUGCCGCCACGCGUCUAAAGAGUCUCUAGAGAUCCUCAGCUUCGCUCGCAUCAGCGAGGCCAAGUCAUUUCUUAGCGGGGAUACCCAAAGGCGGUUUCAGGGGGCCCCCCAGGGCUCGGGAGAGGGGCCCCGGGGGCCCCCCUUCAAAGAGCUGCGGAGGCCUUCUUUUCUACCCCCCAUUAACCCCGAGCUCACAGGAGAAUCCUCUCAGCGGCAGCAGCAGGGAGCAGCAGCAGCAGCAGCAGCAGUAGAGGCACGCCCGAGGGGAGAGUCGCAGCAGCGAAAACAGCAGCAACAUUCCAGCAGCAGACGCAGCAGAUGCAGCAGCAGAAGAAGACUUCUACGAUGCAGAGGAUUCCCCGUCUGA
Molecule: messenger RNA, 408 nt
Organism: Eimeria tenella
Lineage: Eukaryota; Apicomplexa; Conoidasida; Eucoccidiorida; Eimeriidae
Exons: 3
Source: RefSeq, a predicted model, not a curated record